This is a messenger RNA of Ochotona princeps (American pika), 1182 nucleotides long. RefSeq names its product bone morphogenetic protein 15 (gene BMP15). The transcript is spliced from 2 exons. Gene Ontology annotation, biological process: SMAD protein signal transduction; BMP signaling pathway. Gene Ontology annotation, molecular function: cytokine activity; growth factor activity. Bases 1 to 1182 code for a protein of 393 amino acids. Gene Ontology annotation, cellular component: extracellular region. NCBI's taxonomy places the organism in Eukaryota, Metazoa, Chordata, Mammalia, Lagomorpha, Ochotonidae. The record is from RefSeq and is a predicted model, not a curated record.
AUGACUCUCCUUAGCACCUUUAGAGUCCUUCUUCUGUGGGGAUUGAUGCUUUUUAUAGAAUGCAGAGUUCAAGCAGCUCAAGUAGGGCAAUCUUCUAUUGCCCUGCUGGGUGAGGACCCUACUUUGCCCCUGAUUCAGGAGCUGCUGGAAGAAGCCCCUGGCAAGCAGCAGAGGAAGCCUCAGCUCGAAGGGCACCCCUUGCGGUACAUGCUGGAGUUGUACCAGCGCUCAGCUGACCCUCGUGGGCACCCAAGGGAGAACCGCACCAUCGGGGCCACCAUGGUGAGGCUGGUGAGGCCCUCGGCUAAUGUAGCCAGACCAUUGAGAGGUCCUUGGCAUAUAAAGACCCUGGACUUUCCUCUGAGACCAAAUCGAGUAGCAUACCAACUAGUCAGAGCCAUGGUGGUUUAUCGCCAUCAACUCCACCUUGCUCAUUUACAUCUCACCUGCCAUGUGGAGCCCUGGGUCCAGAAAAACCCAAGCAAUCACUUUCCUCCAGGAAGAGGUUCCACAAAGCCUUCCCUGAUGUCCAAGGCUUGGAUGGAAAUGGAUAUCACGCAACACAUCCAGCAAAGGCUCUGGAACCACAAGGGGCGCAGAGUCCUACGACUGCGCUUCAUGUGCCAGCAGCAAAAAGGGAGCCAAGUGCAGGAGUUCCAAUGGCACAGUACGUCAUCCUUGGACAUUGCCUUCUUGCUCCUUUAUUUCAAUGAUACUCACAAAAGCGUUCAGAAGGUCAAGCUUCCCCCCAGAGGUCUGGAGGAGUUUAUGGAAAGGGAAUCUCCUCUUCUGCGGAGGGCCCGGCAAGCAGGCAGUAUUGCAUCUGAGGUUCCUGGCUCCUCUAGGGCACGUGAUGGGCCAGAAAACAACCAGUGUUCCCUCCACCAUUUCCAAGUCAGCUUCCACCAGCUGGGAUGGGAUCACUGGAUCAUUGCUCCUCAUCUCUACACUCCAAACUACUGCAAGGGAGUCUGCCCUCGGGUGCUACGUUAUGGUCUCAAUUCCCCUAAUCACGCGAUCAUCCAGAACCUCGUCAAUGAACUGGUGGACCAGAGUGUUCCUCAACCCUCCUGUGUCCCUUAUAAGUAUGUUCCCAUUAGCAUCCUACUAAUUGAGGCAAAUGGGAGUAUUUUGUACAAGGAAUAUGAGGAUAUGAUUGCUCAGUCCUGUACCUGUCGCUGA